Molecule: messenger RNA, 4950 nt
Organism: Echinops telfairi (small Madagascar hedgehog)
Lineage: Eukaryota; Metazoa; Chordata; Mammalia; Afrosoricida; Tenrecidae
Gene: MYOM2
Product: myomesin 2
Exons: 37
Coding region: 96-4490 (1464 amino acids)
Molecular function (GO): protein binding
Source: RefSeq, a predicted model, not a curated record
CUCAGUUGCACUUUCCUCAGCUGGAGUGGGGAGAGCUGGGUGGGGCAGUGCCUCUCCUCUGAGCUAUUUUCAUUUCUUCCUGGGAAGCCACAAGGAUGUCACUCGUAGCAGUACCUUUCUACCAAAAGAGACACAGACACUUUGACCGGUCAUAUCGUCACAUUCAAACAAGAUAUCUUCUGGAUGAAUAUGCAGCCAAAAAGCGUGCUUCAACGCAGUCAUCGAGCCAGAAGUCUUUGACACAGAAGUCAUCCUCCCAGAGAGCAUCUGGCCAGUGGUCAGUUGGAGGAACAACUUGCAGGCUUUGUGCCAAAAGGGCUUCGGCCGAAGAGGAAGAACAUGAAAGGAAAAGAAGGUACCAAUCAAUGAUGGCUUCUUAUGGAGAAGCCAAGCGGGAGCGCUUCCUCAGUGAACUGGCUCAGCUAGAAGACAAUGUUCACCAGGCACGCUCACUGGCUCAGGAGAGGCUGGACAAAUAUGCUGUCCAAUACAUGGUGGAGGAUAAGCAGGCCUGGGAAAGGCAUACAUUUGAAGAACGCAUGAGGAGAGCCCCUGAGAUCUUGGUGAGGCUGAGGUCCCAUACUGUUUGGGAAAAGAUGUCUGUGAAGCUUUGUUUCACUGUCCAAGGAUUUCCUACACCGGUGGUACAAUGGUAUAAAGAUGGUAGCUUGAUUUGCCAAGCAGGAGAGCCAGGAAAAUACCUGAUUGAGAGCAAGUAUGGUGUGCACACACUGGAGAUCAACAGGGCAAAUUUUGAUGAUACGGCAACUUAUACAGCUGUGGCUACUAAUAUUCACGGACAAGUGUCAACCAAUGCUGCGGUGAUUGUGAGAAGGUUUAGAGGAGAUGAGGAGCCAUACCACUCAGUGGGACUGCCAAUUGGAUUGCCUUUGUCGUCUGUGAUUCCAUACACGCACUUUGAUGUGAAGUUUUUGGAUAAAUUUGGGGUCACCUUUAAGAGAGAAGGAGAAACCGUUACUCUCAAGUGUACCCUGCUGGUUACACCGGACUUGAAAAGGGUGCAGCCGCGAGCCGAAUGGUACCGAGACAAUGUGCUGGUGAAAGAAUCCAAAUGGACAAAGAUGUUCUUUGGGGAAGGCCAGGCCUCCUUGUCGUUCAGCCACCUGCAUAAGGAUGACGAAGGCCUCUACACCUUGAGAAUUGCUUCCAGAGGCGGCGUGAGUGACCACAGUGCCUUUCUGUUUGUUAGAGAUGCGGAUCCAUUAGUUACAGGGGCUCCAGGAGCUCCCAUGGAUUUGCAAUGCCAUGAUGCAAACCGCGAUUACGUCAUUGUGACCUGGAAGCCACCCAACACAACCACUGAGAACCCUGUCAUUGGCUAUUUCAUUGAUAGGUGUGAAGUGGGAACUAAUAAUUGGAUUCAGUGCAAUGAUUCACCAGUAAAAUUCUGCAAAUACCCGGUCACUGGACUUUGCGAAGGCAGAUCUUACGUGUUCCGGGUCCGGGCCGUCAAUAACGCAGGUGUUAGCAGGCCUUCUAGGGUCUCUGAAGCAGUGGCAGCCCUUGAUCCCGUUGACCUCAAGAGGUUACAAGCAAUUCAUUUGGAGGGAGAAAAAGAAAUUGUAAUUUACCAGGAUGACCUUGAAGGUGAAGUUUGGAUUCCAGGACCUCCCACCAAUGUACAUGCUUCAGAAAUCAGCAAAACAUAUGUUGUCCUCAGCUGGGAACCACCUGCUCCCCGUGGCAAGGAGCCCUUAAUGUAUUUUAUCGAGAAGUCCAUGGUGGGCAGUGGGAGCUGGCAGCGGGUCAAUGCCCAGACAGCGGUGAGAUCCCCUCGGUACGCAGUGUUUGAUCUUGCUGAAGGGAAGUCUUACGUGUUUCGAGUCUUGUCAGCAAAUAAGCACGGCCUGAGCGACCCAUCAGAAAUAACUGCCCCCAUUCAAGCACAAGACACCGUUGCUGUUCCUUCUGCGCCCGGUCGUGUACUUGCCUCAAGGAACACCAAGUCAUCUGUCGUGGUGCAGUGGGACAGGCCCAAACACGAAGAGGACCUACUGGGCUACUACGUCGACUGCUGCGUGGCAGGAACCAAUAACUGGGAACCGUGUAAUCACAAGCCCAUCGAUUAUAACAGGUUUGUUGUGCACGGCUUAACGACGGGUGAGCAGUACAUCUUCCGAGUGAAAGCCGUUAAUGCUGUUGGGACAAGUGAAAAUUCACAAGAGUCUGAUAUUAUAAAAGUCCAGGCUGCCCUCACGGUUCCAUCUCAUCCUUAUGGAAUUACGCUGCUGAACUGUGAUGGCCAGUCUAUGACUCUGGGGUGGAAGCUGCCCAGGUUCAGUGGAGGUGCGGCGGUCCUCGGGUAUUACAUAGACAAGCGGGAAGCGCAUCAUAAAAAUUGGCACGAGGUCAACUCGUCACCUAUUAAAGAGAGGAUCUUUACGGUGGAAGGCUUGACAGAAGGCUCAUUAUAUGAAUUCAAAAUUGCUGCAACCAACCUGGCGGGGAUAGGACAGCCGUCAGACCCUAGCGAACACUUCAAGUGUGAAGCCUGGACCAUGCCAGAGCCUGGUCCGGCCUAUGAUCUGACAUUCUGCGAGGUCAGGAAUACAUCACUGGUAAUCCUUUGGAAAGCCCCAGUGUAUUCUGGCAGCAGCCCUGUUUCUGGAUAUUUUGUGGAUUAUAAAGAAGAGGAUACCGAAGAAUGGAUCACAGUAAAUGAGACAACAACUGCAAAUCGUUAUUUAAAGGUCUGUGACCUACACCAGGGGAAAACCUAUGUCUUCAGAGUCCGUGCAGUGAAUGCAAGUGGUGUGGGGAAGCCGUCAGACAAUUCGGAGCCAGUGCUGGUAGAGGCAAAACCAGGCACCAAGGAAAUCAGAGCUGGCGUGGAUGAAGGAGGCAAUAUCUACCUAAGUUUUGACUGCCAAGAAAUGACAGAUGCAUCUCACUUUACCUGGUGUAAAUCUUAUGAGGAGAUUGCAGAUGCUGAGAAGUUUAAUAUUGACACUGUGGGAGAUAAUUCAAAACUGUACUUUAAGAACCCAGAGAAAGUGGACAUAGGGACUUAUUCUGUGUCUGUAAGUGAUACAGAUGGUGUGUCUUCCAGUUUUGUUUUGGAUGAAGAAGAGCUUGAACGUUUGAUGGCAUUGAGCAACGAAAUAAAAAAUCCCACAAUUCCUCUGAAAUCAGAAUUAGCUUAUGAGCUUUUUGAUAAGGGCCAGGUUCGUUUCUGGCUCCAGGCUGAGCACUUAUCACCAGAUGCCAGCUACAGAUUUAUUAUUAAUGACCGAGAAGUCUCCGACGGUGAGACACAUAGGAUUAAAUGUGAUAAAUUGACAGGAAUAAUUGAGAUGGUAAUGGAUCGAUUUACUAUUGAAAAUGAAGGUACCUACACUGUGCAGAUUCAUGAUGGAAAGGCCAAAAAUCAAUCUUCUCUGGUUCUUAUUGGAGAUGCCUUCAAGGCAGUCCUAGAGGAGGCUGAAUUUCAGAGGAGAGAAUAUCUCAGGAAACAAGGUCCUCAUUUUGCUGAAUAUCUGCACUGGGAUGUUACAGAAGAAUGUGAAGUUCGACUUUUGUGUAAGGUUGCAAACACUAAGAAGGAAACAGUUUUCAAAUGGCUAAAGGAUGAUGUUCUUUAUGAAACUGAAACAUUGCCUGACCUCGAAAAAGGAGUCUGCAAGCUGCUUAUACCAAAGUUGUCAAAGAAGGACCAAGGUGAAUACAAAGCAUCCUUGAAAGAUGAGCGAGGUCAAGAUGUUUCUAUCCUUGAGAUAGCUGGCAAAGUGUAUGAUGAUAUGAUUCUGGCAAUGAGUAGAGUCUGUGGAGCAUCUGCUUCUCCACUAAAGAUACUCUGCACCCCAGAAGGAAUAAGACUUCAGUGUUGCAUGAAAUAUUUUACAGAAGAAAUGAAAGUGAAUUGGUAUCACAAAGAUGCUAAGAUUGCAUCGAGUGAGCAUAUGCGAGCCAGAGGGAGUGCAGACAUGGCCUGGCUGCAGAUUUGUGAGCCUACUGAGAAGGAUAAGGGAAAAUAUACCUUUGAGAUUUUUGAUGGUAAAGACAAUCAUCAACGAACUCUUGACCUAUCUGGACAAGCUUUUGAUGAUGCAUUUGCAGAAUUCCAGCAACUCAAGGCAGCUGCUUUUGCAGAGAAGAAUCGUGGCAAGGUGAUUGGUGGUUUACCUGACGUGGUGACCAUUAUGGAAGGCAAGACUUUGAAUCUAACCUGUACGGUGUUUGGGAACCCUGACCCUGAAGUGGUUUGGUUCAAGAACGACAAGGAUAUUGAACUCAGUGAUCACUUUGCAGUCAAGAUGGAGCAGUCUAAAUAUGCCAGCAUGACCAUCACAGGUGUGACUUCCGAGGACUCAGGAAAGUACAGCAUCAAUGUCAAGAACAAAUAUGGAGGUGAAAAAAUUGACAUCACCAUCAGUGUGUACAAACACGGUGAGAAGAUACCAGAUGCGUCACUACCCCAGCAAGCCAAACCAAAGCUCAUCCCUGCAUCCAGCUCAUCCCCCGCUGAAUAGAAGCAGUGCAUACCCGGAGAAGGAGAACAAAAUACACAUGUGCAUAUACCUGGAAUGCUGUGUGUUUGUUUCAAAUGAAUAGCCAUAAUUUAAGUGAAGUCACAUGUGGGUAGAUAAUUAGGCUUUUAAUCUGUAUUUGUUUACUACUAUUUUAUGUCAUUUAAGUGGGAAAUCGAAUCCUUUCUAAGCAACCUAUAAUGAGAUACGACUCAUUGGCAGACACUAGAAACAUGUCUAGAAAGGUGACAGUUCAUUGCUAUCUGCACAUGGAACGAUAACCAGUGCAAUAGGAGCAUGUGGUGGGUCUUUGUAAGGCUGUUGUCUUGCUUAUAGUGGUGCUUUUUGAUAAUCAGAAAGCACUAAUAGCUCUUUGCAGUCUGAGCUGUGGAGUCACUUAAGUAUGCAUACCCCGUUACACUCAGUAUUCUCUUGCUUUAGGCUAAUAAAACUUUAAAAGGCA